CAUGACUGUUGGAAGACCAACACCACGAUUCCACGGUGAUCACAUAGAUGAUGGGAACUUGUAACAGUUGGAUUGGGAUAACCAGCUCUGGGAGCUCAUCGACCCUGCAAGCGGUUCCAAGGUGCGACUUCAUGGAGCGACCGAUUGAACCCAGAUUCGCGGACUACCCGAAGCUCCUGGAUACGCCCGCUUCGAGCACGCAGACAGGAACAUGGUCAUCAAUUGAGUGGUUGCCCAUCUUUUGGUACCCAGUUACUACAGUGCGGCCAAUCCGUGGCUGUUGGCUUUCCAACGCUCCUCCGGGAAGGCCACCUGAACUCCCAACUUCCAUUCCCACGCAGAAGAACGAAACAACAGCCACGGCAGAAACGUCAAACCGACUAUAUCGCAAGGUCGGUGUCUUGGCCUAGCUUUGGGUAGUCCUGAAUGGCUGGUUUGAUUGGUGCGGUCUUGAAGUUGAAUUCGCCAACCGAAGAGCUCUUUGGGUCAAUGACCUCCCAAAGGUCUCUAGUCGCCGCCUCAGACUUGAAUCGCUCAUUCCAGGCCUUCCAAUUGUUAGGGCCGGUGAGUUUGA
Parathielavia appendiculata is the source of this 574-nucleotide messenger RNA. RefSeq lists its product as uncharacterized. The transcript has a single exon. Lineage: Eukaryota; Fungi; Ascomycota; Sordariomycetes; Sordariales; Chaetomiaceae. The record is from RefSeq and is a predicted model, not a curated record. Bases 48 to 410 code for a protein of 120 amino acids.